This is a messenger RNA of Symbiodinium natans, 444 nucleotides long. NCBI's taxonomy places the organism in Eukaryota, Dinophyceae, Suessiales, Symbiodiniaceae. The record is from the annotation of a GenBank genome assembly.
AUGGCACCGCCAGCGGACAACAACGGUGGAUGCCCCGAGCAAGUGGACACUAUUCUCUUUGUGGACGUGGAUGGUGUUUUGAACGUUGGCAUCCAGGAUAGUGGAAACGCACCAAUUUUGCUCAAGACGGACGAGCUUAACCUGGCGCGAGAUCUUUGCGCAGCUGGCUACGCAGGUCGAGAUGCUGAAACCGCACGGCGAAUCUGUGCCCUAGCUUCCCACUCGGCGGAUCACGCCGGGGGCAUCACGUACGAAGCGUUGGCGAGCCAGGAUCACCUCUCCAAGGUAUUGCUCGGACGCCUUGCGCUCCUCAUCCAGGAGGCCGGCAGCCAGUGCCACGUGGUACUUUCAUCCAGCUGGCGGAAGAAGCAACAUGCAGGGAAACGCAAGGUGCUUCCUGCCAAUCUGAAGUUGACCAAUCUGGCAGAUUGCCUGACCAACUAA